Molecule: messenger RNA, 2079 nt
Organism: Nycticebus coucang (slow loris)
Lineage: Eukaryota; Metazoa; Chordata; Mammalia; Primates; Lorisidae
Product: sterol 26-hydroxylase, mitochondrial
Exons: 9
Coding region: 214-1821 (535 amino acids)
Biological process (GO): cholesterol metabolic process; cortisol metabolic process; cellular response to peptide hormone stimulus
Cellular component (GO): mitochondrial inner membrane
Molecular function (GO): iron ion binding; oxidoreductase activity, acting on paired donors, with incorporation or reduction of molecular oxygen; monooxygenase activity
Source: RefSeq, a predicted model, not a curated record
CUGCGGAGCGGAGGGGGAGGAGGCGGUAGAGGGGGAGGGGGAGAGGCGCCCGCGCCGGGCAUUUCCUGGAAGUGGGUCUUGUGAGUUCAUUAGCUCUUGCUUUGGAGGUAGUGAGGGCCGAGGAAGAACCUUGACUGGACCCGCGCCACCACUGCGGCCUUUAAACCCACCCCUGCCCUGCUGGUGCACUCGGAUCCAGAGGCAAUACGACUCAUGGCUGCGCCGGGCUGCGCCAGGCUGAGGUGGGCGCUGCUGGGGAUGCGAGCGGCCGGCGGUGGGCUGUGCCCACACGGGGCCAGAACCAAGGCCGCGAUCCCUGCUGCCCUCCCCGCAGAUAAGGCAGCGAAGGCUCCCGGAGCCGGGCCUGGAGGCGGGCGGCAACUGCGAAACCCAAAGGAAAUUCCAAAUGUUGGGCAGCUGCGCCUCUUCUUUCAUCUGUUCCUGCAAGGCUAUGCUCUGCGCCUGCACAAGCUCCAGGUGCUGUACAGGGCCAAGUAUGGUCCAAUGUGGAUAUCCCGCUUAGGGUCUCAGAUACAUGUGCACGUGGCCAGUGCCCCGCUGGUGGAGCAAGUGAUGCGGCAAGAGGUCAAAUACCCAAUACGGAAUGACAUGGAGCUAUGGAAGGAGCACCGGGACCUGCAGGGUCUGGCCUAUGGACCCUUCACCACAGAAGGACAGCAUUGGUACAAGCUGCGCCAGGCUCUGAACCAGCGAUUGCUGAAGCCAGCUGAGGCUGCGCUCUAUACAGAUGUUCUCAAUGAGGUGGUUGAUGACUUUAUGGCUCGACUGGGCCAGCUGCGGGCAGAGAGUGCCACAGGGGAUCAUGUACCAAACAUGGCUCAGCUCUUCUACUACUUUGCCUUGGAAGCUAUUUGCUACAUCCUGUUUGAAAAACGUGUGGGCUGCCUGAAGCAAUCCAUCCCCGAGGACACUGAGGCCUUCGUCAGAUCUGUUGGGCUAAUGUUCCAGAAUUUGGUCUAUGCUACCUUCCUCCCCAAGUGGACCCGUCCCCUGCUGCCCUUCUGGAAGCGGUAUCUGGAUGGUUGGAACAUCAUCUUCUCCUUUGGGAAGAAGCUGAUUGAUCAGAAACUCAAGGAGGUGAAGGCCCAACUACAGGCAGGGGAGACAGAUGGGGCACAGGUGUCUGGCUACCUGCAUUUCCUGCUGUCCAGUGGGAAUCUCAGCCCUCAAGACGCCCUGGGCAGCCUGCCUGAGCUGCUUAUGGCUGGAGUGGACACGACAUCCAACACGCUGACAUGGGCCCUGUACCACCUCUCAAAGAACCAAGAGGUCCAGGCAGCCUUGCACAAGGAAGUGGUGGGCGUGGUGCCAGCUGGGCAGGUGCCCCAGCACAAGGACUUUGCCCACAUGCCCUUGCUCAAAGCUGUGCUUAAGGAGACUCUGCGCCUCUACCCUGUGGUCCCCACAAACUCCCGGGUCUUCGUGGAAAAGGAAGUUGAAGUUGAUGGCUUCUUAUUCCCCAAGAAUACCCAGUUUGUGUUGUGCCACUAUGUGGUGUGCCGAGACUCCAACACCUUCUCUGAGCCUGAGAGCUUCCAGCCCCACCGCUGGCUGAGGAAUAGCCAGCCUGAUAGCCCCAGGACUCAACACCCAUUUGGCUCUGUACCCUUUGGCUAUGGGGUCCGGGCCUGCCUGGGUCGCAGGAUUGCAGAGCUGGAGAUGCAGCUACUGCUGGCGAGGCUGAUGCAGCACUACCAAGUGGUCCUGGCCCCAGAGACAGGGGAGGUGGAGAGUGUGGCCCGUAUCGUCUUGGUUCCCAAUAAGAAGGUGGGCUUGUGUUUUCUGCAGAGACAGUGCUGAGCUGGGCCUCUGAGUUCCUGGACCUUGUCUCAGAGGCUCCAGCCCUGGCACAGUAGCCACUGCUGUGUCUCCAAUGAAGAGAGAAAGAAAGAGGUUGCCAGACUCAAGAGGAUGGAAGAACUCCAUGCACUUCCCAGAAUCCUGAGCUUUUGCCACUUUUGUCAUUUUGAGCACCUCCCUGUGACAUAAAAUGUCACAUCUUUAUUGCAUUGCUGUCCUUGGGCACAAUAUGGAAUAAAGGAACUUCUAUUAAUUAUA